GCAUAAGAAGAAGUUACGUUCUGGGACGCUCGAUCUCGCGUAAUAUGUGUUUUCUUUAAUCCAUUCUUUUGCUUAAUUUAAAACUGCUGCGCGUAAAUAAUGCCUCAUGCAAUCUUGCAAUCUAGUGUACGCGAAAAAUCCGAGUAUACUGUAAUCAACCCCUGGAGGGUGAUCUUGUGGACCGCCAUCUUAGUGGCAGUUCUUCCAGAUUGUCACGCACAUGAAAGGGAUAAGAGAGCUAUACAAAAUGAUGCAAGAAAUCAAAAACCAUUUGUGGGAUAUAUCUAUGAACAACCGAACAAGCCGUUCACUCUUCCGACGCAGCCGCCACCAACAAGAACUUCACCACCGCAUAAUCAAACACGAUCACCACCCACUUUAACAAGACCACCGCCAUCAUCGCCAACGUCACCGCUGCAUAUUCAGACAAAGCCGCCGCCAGCACCCGUAGGGCCUACGAGUCCACCGAUGUCGCCACCAUAUAGCUAUGCACCUCCCCAACAGCCUUUUACACAACCCCCUCAAACUAGACCUUCACCACCGCCUUUAAAUAGACCACCUCCAGCCAGACUUUCGCCACCAAAAUAUAGACCCACACCACCUGAAACUAGGCAUCCGCCAUCAUCUAUUCAAAGCAGACCAACAAUAGUAACACCGCCACCUUCUCCGAACGUCGGUUACACUUAUACUACUCCUAAAAAAUUAUUCACAUUCCUACCUCCAACACCAACAUCGGCAAGACCGCCUCCCUCACUGUCAACUAGGUCUCCUUCGACUAAAACACCUCCACCACCACCUCAAAUUGUAACAAAACCUCCAUAUUUUCCUCCUCCAACUCAGCAAACUUCAAGACCUCCUCUUUCUCCAAAAACUUCAAGACCUCCUUCUCAACCUACAAGACCUCCAUAUAUUCCUCCAUCAGUACCAACCAGGCCACCCUUUGUUCCACCUCAACCUCAACCUUCGUCAAAACCUCCAUCGCCUCUAACUAGACCUCCACGACCUUCAACACAAACUCCCUACUUGCCUCCUCCGCAGCAACCUCAGAGACCACAGGCUCUUCCACCACAAAUUCAACCACCAUACGUUCCAUACUCUCAACCUCCAACUAGGCCUACGUAUGUCCCACCUUCUUCACAGUCUUCGAGCAGACCCCCUCCCCCACCACCAACCAGGCCGCCAUAUAUUCCACCACUAGCACAUCCUUCAAAUGUAACGCCUCCGUCACCUCCUCAAAUUGUGACAAGGCCUCCAUAUUUACCUCCUCCAACUCAUCAAACUCCAAGGCCACCAGGUCCUCCUGCUCCGCCGAAAAUACCUCCUUAUAUUCCCCCUUUAGUAUCAACUAGAACACCAUACAUCCCAUCUCAAACUCAACCUUCGUUUAGACCUCCACCACCUCAAAGCAAUCCUCCACCACCACCAUCACAUCCAACUACACCUUCACCAUCACAAACUAGGCCUCCAUAUUUGCCUCCUCCGCAAAACAACCAAGGGCCAACUUCUUAUGAAGUAUAUCCUAAUCAGCCUAAGCAAUCAACCGGGGCUCCUCCGCCACCUCCACAAAACAAAAAACCAGACUACGUAUCUCCAGUAAACAGGCCAUCACCUCCGCCUCCUCAACCACAAAAAGCUAGACCACUGCCUCAUCAACUACCGGUGAAAAGACCUCCACCACCACCUUCUCAGAGACCUUCAAAAUCUUCUUUUAGCACAAAGCCACCUGCUUACUUACCACCUGAACCACCCAGCAGAACACAUUCUCAAAACUCUAGUAGACCGCCCCCUCAAGCAAGUGGCAGUAAGCAACCUCAAGAAACUAGCAGGUCACCCCAUCCCACUCCUCAACCAAAUGGUAUACCAACAUCGUCUCUACCCUCUAAACCCUCCAGUAGACCACUAUCUACAGCCCCACAGCCACCAGCUCGACUUCCUCAAGUUUCUCCAAGUCAAAGACCGCCGCCAUAUUUACCACCUUCUUCUCCGAGGACAACUUAUCCCACUGUGACAGCGCCACCCUACCCAACUCCAUUAUAUAGUAUAACACCCAGCACAUCUGCUCGAUCUCCACCAACUGGAUAUCCAGCGCCACCACCAACCAUACCACCUAGCACAUUUCGACCAAACCUAGGAUACAGUUAUCCUAUACCAGACUUGCCUUUUGAUUUUCGAAAACGUUAAGUAAUUCAUCGCUUCUGGGUUUGGAAUUGAAUUCUGAGAUCCUAAUUUUUUAGAAUUAAUAUAAUAUUGUGAGUUAGACAGUCAAAGAUGCUAUUUUCUUCGAAAUUUAUACGUAGAAAUUUACAGUGUCAUAUGCGUUUCUUCAAUCGCCAGUUCAAUGUAAAACUUAAAAAUAUCUAGAUGCUUGUUAAAUUAAAGAUUCUUUAUUUUUUACUAUAUGCGAAUAAAAUCAUCAGACAAGUUUGUAUAUGCUGACGAAAAACAAUCAGUUCACAAUAUUUUCAAGGUUUAGAGUGAUGAAGUCAUUCGAUUUUUAGAUUUACUUAGAAACCGCAAAAAACUGCAUAAUGAGACAAUGGAAUAGUUUGUAGCCGUUACUUACAAAUGAAGUACUUACUUGUUGCAGUAGAACAUAACAUAAAAAAACCUAAUUCCAGAGCACAUUCUUUACAGGAAUUGUAUGUUUUUUGUAAUAAAUAUGAUUUCAAUUUGUAAUGUAUUUCAAGUUUCACACACAUCGGCCUUAAGUUAAUGAAACGAAUUUAAACUACUUUUUUCGUUCAUCUGUCAAUAUACUCGUAUUCUAAAUUAUGAGGGAAACAUUGUCAGAUUGCAAAUUCUUUCAGUGCAGAAACUGUUCUAUUUUCAUAUAAUCAAAGAGCCACCCUGGCGGACCGAAGGAACCGAAUGGAGCCUCUAUACAAAAUACCGGUAAGACCCCAUUCGGUUCGUUUUUAAAAAACUCGAAAAAAGAACAAAAUCAACUUUUCAAUUGUUAAAAUUCGUAUUUUACGUUAAAAUUCCCUAUAGAAAAUCACGGUAUAAUCGCAAUGGUUUUUUUUGCAACAGUAAAAAGUUUUAAAAAAAAUAUAUAUACAGUAAGGACGUUUACUAUGUAAUCAUAGGGCAUAUAAUAAUAUAUCUUUAGCAUACAUUGCAACCCGUCGUGCAUCUGUGUAAUUCAAAAAAGUAGUGAAUAGGCGAUUUUAAUUCAGUUUUUAAAUCCCUCGCACUCGAAGUCUUGCGCUGAUUGGUCAAAAGCUUCGAAUCUCAGAUGACGUGCGAAAAGACGUGCAAUCUAAUUCCGAAAGAAGAUUAUGUUCCCCAGGAUUCACCACGCAUUCCAGAUAAAUAAUGUAGUACGAAUUAAAAAUAAUGUAAUACAAUA
Belonocnema kinseyi is the source of this 3349-nucleotide messenger RNA. Its product is annotated as proline-rich extensin-like protein EPR1. NCBI's taxonomy places the organism in Eukaryota, Metazoa, Arthropoda, Insecta, Hymenoptera, Cynipidae. The coding region runs from base 100 to 2181 and encodes 693 amino acids. The record is from RefSeq and is a predicted model, not a curated record. The transcript is spliced from 4 exons.